AUGGGCAGCAAAACCAGCAAGAUGGCGCGCCGGGACACCGACCCGACAGCUUGGGUUACCACCGACUAUGACCAAUUUUCUGCCUACGAUCUGGAAGGCGAGCCAUGGUCGGAUCAAAUUCCUGAUGCUCAGACGUGGAUGUACGCACACGAGGCAAGGAGCCAAGUCAAGCAAACCAAAAAGUACAGUCCUGGAAACAAGAAACGCUACCCCGGUCCUUUCCAAAACAAGGAGCAACUGCCCAUCAAUAUUCCUCCUCCGCCCAAGAGUAAAGGGAAAGGGAACAAGACUACACCCCCAGCCGCUAAGCCCAUUGUCCACACGCCACUGGUUCCCGGGCAGAGCAGGCCAUGGAAGAGUGGCCCCCCUGGAUCCGUCAGGGCAGUGUAUACGGAAGGCCACAAGCAGGACUUCCAAGUCAUGCAGCACGACAGCAAAUUGCCAACUACUGGUCGGGGAGAUCACGAUUUCAGCCUCAGGCCCUAUGUACCAGCAGCCCCAUGCCCGAAGCCCCAAAAGCGACCUGGCUUUUACUGA
Pyricularia grisea is the source of this 537-nucleotide messenger RNA. RefSeq lists its product as uncharacterized. The record is from RefSeq and is a predicted model, not a curated record. The transcript is spliced from 2 exons. Bases 1 to 537 code for a protein of 178 amino acids. Gene Ontology annotation, molecular function: RNA binding; RNA nuclease activity. NCBI's taxonomy places the organism in Eukaryota, Fungi, Ascomycota, Sordariomycetes, Magnaporthales, Pyriculariaceae.